Myxozyma melibiosi is the source of this 2130-nucleotide messenger RNA. RefSeq names its product amidase signature domain-containing protein. Bases 82 to 2094 code for a protein of 670 amino acids. The record is from RefSeq and is a predicted model, not a curated record. NCBI's taxonomy places the organism in Eukaryota, Fungi, Ascomycota, Lipomycetes, Lipomycetales, Lipomycetaceae. The transcript has 2 exons.
CCCCAGUCUGCUUCUGGACCCUGUGCUGCUGUGCCUCGUUCACGACUGUUUUACUGGAUCAAACCGAUACAGUAUAGAAUCAUGGCUCCUCUUACUCUAGCUCCCGCCCAGCCGAUGGCGUUCGCAAUGCCUGAAGGCCGCACGGCGCUGGUCGUUAUCGAUAUGCAGAAGGACUUCCUUCUGAAGGGAGGCUACGGCUUCCUGCAAUGCCCUUCCGAAAAGGUCUUUGAGAAGGUCUCGUCUGUUAUUGAGCCUACUGCAAAGGCAAUUGCUGCUGCGCGCAAGCUGGGACUCCAUGUGAUCCACACGCGCGAGGGACAUGUCGAGGAUCUCUCGGAUUGCCCGCCGACGAAGCGGAUGCGGCAGCAGAUGACCAACCCGGAGAGACAUAAGCUUGUCAUUGGCACUGAUGGACCUAUGGGACGUCUGUUGGUGCGCGGAUCGGACGGACAUGAUAUUGUGGAUGAUGUGAAGCCUCUGAAGGACGAGCCUGUGCUCGAUAAGCCUGGCAAGGGAUCUUUCUAUAACACUGAUUUCCACCAGAUGCUCGUCAGCCGAGGAAUCACUCAUAUCAUGCUGGCUGGUGUCACCACCGAAUGCUGCGUGGCCACCACUUUCAGAGAGGCCAACGACCACGGCUUCGAGACCUGUGUGCUCACCGACUGCACGAGUGGCUUCGACAACCAGAUCGUCGACGCAUCAAUGAAGCACUUUUGCGCAUUCGAUGGUCUGCUUGGAUACACGUGCUCUUCGCAGCCAUUGCUCGAUCUCGCGGCUACGGUGACCGUGCCGCAGUCGGUCGCGGCUGAGUACGAUAUCUCGAUUGCGUCGCUGCGCGCCGCGUACCGGUCUGGCAAGCUCGCGCCUACGAAGGUCGUUGACUACAUCUACGAGCAGAUUUUGAAGCCUGACGCGGCGGCUGUGUUCAAGACUGUGAUUGACAAAGCCGAGGCGCUCAAGACUCUUCCCGAGGCCGGCGUGGAAGCGAGUUUCGCCGACAUGCCGUACUUUUAUGGAAUCCCGUUCACCGUCAGCGAGAGCUUUGAUAUCGAAAACUCGAGCCUAGUCAAGGCUCUGCUCAAGGCCGGAGCAAUUCUGAUUGGCACUACUAAAAUUGAGGCUUCAGGAGCGGGUCUGUUUGCGACCGCGGAAGUGACGAGCGAGUAUAGCUCGGAGUACGUCGCGGGUGGGUACAGCUACGGAUCUGCGCUCGCGAUCGCAAAGGGGCUUGGGUCGUUCUCUCUCGCGCUUGAUACGGACGGGUCGGCGCGUGUGCCGGUGGCGUUCAACGGUGUGGUGGGCUAUAAUGUGACCAAGGGUCUGCUGCCGUCCGAUCAUGUUGCCAAGUUUUGCCCGUCGAUUGACUCGAUUUCGAUAAUUGCGACGACGGUGCACGACGCCCGCGUUGUCUUUGCCGAAAUGCGGCACCAGGACCUGGCGAACCCGUACUCUGCUCCGGACAGAUAUAUCCCGAUCAAGUCGAUCGACUUCCGCGGGCCAAAGGAAGGUGGGUUCAGAUUCGCUGUGCCGGAUGAUCUCUCGUUGGUGUCGGAAGAGUACAAGACUGCGUUUUCAGCGUUUGUUGAAAAGGCAAAGAGCGUUGGUGGAACGCUUGUGCCGAUGGAUCUCAGCUCGCUCGCAAAGGCGACCAAUGUUGUGGGUCCGAUCAUUGACACCGAGCGGGUUGCGUUCGGCGCAAAGAGCAGCGGUGACAGCGAGGUUUUGGGGAAGAUCUACGACGCCACCGUGUCCUCUGCCUCGUCCUUGUCGGCGGUGAAGGUGAUGCAGGAGAUGGCUGCCCUGCGCGCGCUCAAGACCGAGCUCUACCUCAAGUUUGAAGGCGCGGCGGGCGUGGACGUGCUUCUGAUGCCUACGGUGCCGUAUCAGCCACUUGCGAGCAGCGUGGCGUCGGACCCGGUGCGCGUGAACAGCGAGCUGGGAACGUUCACGAAAGUGACUAAUGUGUUUGAGAUGUGCGCGGUCAGCGUGAAAGCGGGCGAGACGGGGCCGUUGAAGCUGCCGUUUGGAGGAAUGAUUGUCGCGCCCAUGGGCAUGGAUGGACGGAUGUUGGAUAUCGCGGAGCUUUUUGCAUGAGGGGAGGUAUAAAUGAGAAUUGUAGAAGAUGUGGGG